AGUGAGACUUCCUCAUCAUCCCUAACCUUUUCACCACUCUUCCUGUCUGGAUAUUUUAGACCUUCAAAUGCAUCACAACAACAAUGGCGGAACUGCUGACUACCAACCUUGACCAUUGGCAAUGUUGUUUUUGGGUUGUUUUCUAAAGAUGUCAAGUUCACGACACAAUGUUGAUGGGCACCAAGUGAAAAGCGAAAAGGAACACCAAAUAAACAAUGGAAAAAAGAAAUGGAUAAUGUGUUAAUACCAUUUCUUGCGGACAUGGCAAAGAGUGGUUUGAAGGUGGAUAAGUCAUUCAAACGUCAAGCAUUUAUUGAAGCCGCAAAUGUUGUCAACAAUAGAUUCCCCAAUGCUUGCAUGGACGCAGAUAAUGUGGAGAACCACAUGCGCACCUUGAAGCAAAAAUACCAAGACAUCAAAAAAUUAAUGAAUCUUAGUGGUGUUGGGUGGAAUGACUAAGAAAAAAAUGCUAGUGCUUGAUGAUGAGACAUACCGUACAUAUGUGGAGGGACAUCAAAAAGCCAAAGAGUACUUGAACAAGCCCAUACCUUUAUUUGAGGAGUUACGUUUGGUUGCUGGAGAUGACCAUGCCACCGGUGAUUAUGCACGAUCAAUCUAUGACCAAUUUGGUGGUACAAUCCAUGAAGAUAAACAUGAUACAAUCCCUGAUAAUGUUCCUGCACCUAAUGACCCAAUGGACUGUGAAGCUUUUGAGCAAAAUAGUAGAAGACAUGAAGUAUUAAGGUCAAAUUCAAGUAAGUCAACCGCUAGGUCUAGUCGCACAAUAAGGACCAUGGGUGAAAAUGGUGCAAUGGAGAUUGUUGGCGAUAAAUUGGGUCAAUUGGCAACAUCAAUUGACCGAGGAAAAAAAAACAUGAAAGGAAAAACUAUCAGACGCUCUAUGGGACAUGGAAGGUUACGACGAUUAGGACAUGAGAAUGGUAUUUGACAAAUUAAUGACUAACAAAGCACAAGCUGAAUUGUUCUACUUAAGGAAGCCAUCUCUCCGAACAAUAUGGUUGGAUGAAUAUAUUGAAUCUAUAAAGAAUUCUAGCUGUUGAUGUUAACAUCAAAGGUAAGGAUUGCAUAUGCAUUAUUUAAUACAAACUGAAUACUGAGUUGGAUUUAAUAUGAUUGCUUGUUUUGUAUGACGCAAACCUUGGAUGGUGUUUCUUGUGAUGCAAAACUUGGAACAUAUAAAUGGUGUAAACCUUGGAUGAUUUUGUAAUAUGUUUCUUAUAACUGUUGUUUGUCAUGAAAACCUUGGAAUAUUGUAUGGUGUUUCUUAUAUUUGUGAUGCAAACCUUGGAUGGUGUUUCUUGUUUCCU
Molecule: messenger RNA, 1328 nt
Organism: Dioscorea cayenensis subsp. rotundata (Guinea yam)
Lineage: Eukaryota; Viridiplantae; Streptophyta; Magnoliopsida; Dioscoreales; Dioscoreaceae
Exons: 3
Coding region: 452-949 (165 amino acids)
Source: RefSeq, a predicted model, not a curated record